Molecule: messenger RNA, 417 nt
Organism: Selaginella moellendorffii
Lineage: Eukaryota; Viridiplantae; Streptophyta; Lycopodiopsida; Selaginellales; Selaginellaceae
Product: copper transporter 5
Exons: 1
Coding region: 1-417 (138 amino acids)
Biological process (GO): copper ion transmembrane transport; intracellular copper ion homeostasis
Cellular component (GO): plasma membrane
Molecular function (GO): copper ion transmembrane transporter activity
Source: RefSeq, a predicted model, not a curated record
AUGGAUAUGAGUUUCUUCUGGCGGAUCAAGUUCACACUUCUCUUCCCAAGCUGGGUGCCCGAUAGUCCAGUCCACUACGCGUUCAUGCUCAUGUUGACUGCGGGGCUCGGAGCUCUCCACGAAUGGAUUGCCCACAAGCACUGGAUGAUUCUCACUGCCUAUUCCACGCCAGGACCCAUCAUGGUCAAGGAUCCGCAGAGAGACUACCCCAAGCAACAUGAGGACGCGAUACUGAUUGCGGUGUUGAUGCAUGCCGCCUAUGUGACCACGAGCUACUUGCUAAUGAUGAUGGCUAUGUCGUUCAACGCAGGGAUCUUCAUUGCAAUCACUGUGGGAUUGUGCAUUGGAUUCUACGCCAUCUGGCCCCUGGAAUCGUCAAAUCGUGCCAGGAUUGUGCCAGGGCCAGCAUCUUGCUAG